GGCACAAGGCAAUAGAUAACUCGCUCGAACUGUAGCGCCAAAAUCGUCUCCCGAGCAGAUUUAGGAAAAAGAUCGGCUCAAGCGAAACCAGCUGUGUCUACAAUGAAAACUAACAGACCCCUAAUUGCAGCUGAGCCAGCUAUGAAUUUGGGAGAUGUUUGUGACGAAAUUUGCAGUUUAAUCAGGGAAGGGCUUAGGGUAGUUGCUGCUAGACAGACUAAUGAAGAACAUAAUAGCAAGUUCAAUCAGUUUUUUGUCUGUCAACCUCCUUGGUUUGGAGAGGAUACCGACCCCUUAGUUGCUAAACGCUGGGUUUUGGGGUUAGAGAACAUCUUUGAUUGCAUAGGCUGUUCAGACGAGCAAAACGUUUCCUUUGCUUGUUUAAGACUGAAAGAUUCAGCACUUUCUUGGUGGAUAGUGUCAAAAAGAUACUUGAAUGCUGACGGGGCUGCAGUGACAUGGGAGAAGUUUAAGGACUUAUUCUAUAAGAGAUAUUUCCCUAGUUGGUUGAAGCAUGAGAAGCAUCGUGAACUCUGGAAGUUGGGACAAGGAAACAGAACCGUGAUUGAGUAUGAUGAAGAAUUCAUUACCUUGUCUUCUCUUGUUUCUGAACUAAAUCCAGACGAUUCUUUGGAAGCUAGGCUGUUCUAUGAAGGCUUAAGGCCAGAUAUUAGUCGACAACUUUGCUUCACGGAUAACGUGUCGUACUCCGAUCUUAGAAACUCGGCGUUACUGGUGGAACAGUGCCUUAACCGUAAAGAUGUUUGAAGUAGAAAGAAAAGGGUAGCAGCAAACCAGAUGGGAGGUUUCAUUUAUGGAUCAUCCUCACCUUUCAAUGCCUGCUUAUGAAUAGUUAUAGUUCUCUUAAAGUUUCAUAGUUUAGGAAGUUUAUAAUGGUAAUGCUUUGUUCUUCCUCCCAAAAACAGAAUUCCACUCUCCCUCUCUGGUUUAGGCUUUUGGCAAUGGUUGUCCUUAAACUUCUCUGUUGCUUUUGUUAGGUGGAGUUCAUUGGCUUAAUGUGUCUCUACAGCUACUUUAUGUUCUUUGUUCCAUUUCCUCACACUAAUGUGUCCAUUGGUAGUUUGUUC
Cucurbita pepo subsp. pepo (vegetable marrow) is the source of this 1088-nucleotide messenger RNA. NCBI's taxonomy places the organism in Eukaryota, Viridiplantae, Streptophyta, Magnoliopsida, Cucurbitales, Cucurbitaceae. The record is from RefSeq and is a predicted model, not a curated record.